CACUGCAUUUUGCGCAGAAGUAAUUCAACCACCGCUAGAAAAGAAAGACAAUAUAGCUCAUCAAUAUGAACACAUUUAGGGGCGAAUUGGUCAUUUUGACCAUAGUCUGUGGCGCCUUCAGCCUAGCAGUGGCCCAACUUUGCAUCGCGCCAUCCCCUUGUGACACUAAUUUGGCGUCGUGCACUAUCGGAUUUGGCUGCUUGGGGUCGCCAAUUACGAUGUGUGCUCUGUUACAAGGUGGAAACGGCACGUCGGACUCAGCAUGUCCUGCAUUCCCGGAUGGAAAUCAUUAUUGCGCUUGCCAGAACUGUGUCGGUCUUAUUAAUUCGCUCUUGUACAACUGUGUCUGCUCAACCGACUACGUAUGUCCUGGCGGAAAGAAGUUGAUCCGAUGUGCUAAGGUCAUCCCUAUAUUCAAUAUCCAAUACGGAACGCCACAAUAUUCUUGUUGCGGCAACGCGGUCAAUAAUGUUCAAGGAUGUUAGUUGGCAAAGUAGUUGAAUUGUUGUAAAUAUUGGUGAAAUUAGUGGAAUUGUAGUUGGCUCAAUAAAUUUGUGUGCAUAAAAAAGACGAUGUUAAAAAUUUAAUUGGUGCUCUGUCAUAAUUACUUAAGUAAUUGUGGGGUAAAUUGCGAUCACACGUGCUACAAGAAUAAAUUAGGAGGAUAAGCUCAAUAAAUAUUAACGGUUUUCUUUA
Molecule: messenger RNA, 696 nt
Organism: Folsomia candida
Lineage: Eukaryota; Metazoa; Arthropoda; Collembola; Entomobryomorpha; Isotomidae
Exons: 3
Coding region: 66-485 (139 amino acids)
Source: RefSeq, a predicted model, not a curated record